Messenger RNA from Anastrepha ludens (Mexican fruit fly), 1118 nucleotides. RefSeq lists its product as uncharacterized. The transcript is spliced from 4 exons. Bases 381 to 1118 code for a protein of 245 amino acids. The record is from RefSeq and is a predicted model, not a curated record. NCBI's taxonomy places the organism in Eukaryota, Metazoa, Arthropoda, Insecta, Diptera, Tephritidae.
CGAGUCUGUAGCAGAAUUAGAAGGCAUACUAGGCACUGAAGUCACAAACGGACGAUGUCAUCAACGCAGUGCUAAUUACACAAACAUGCCAGGCGUGUUCUAAGCAACUUUUAAUUUUCGUUAGCUCACCACUGCACUCAACAACUACAAAGAGAUUUAGGUUCUACGGUUCCAACUACUCUAAGCACUGAAACUGGGUCAACGAGUUAUUUAGCGUAAUCAUAUUGGCCGCUUUAGUUUGCCAGGCAAUAGCCAUGGCAGCGUUUUAUUGGGAUUUUCGAGGUUAGAACUAUUUUGGCUGCCACACGAUUUAGUAGCGUACGGAAAUUAAUAUCGAGAAGAACUGCCACAGCGUGCCAACUCAAAAUUAGCUGCGUUAAAUGUAUCUACAAAUUUAUUUACUUCUUCUUGGAUUCUUGACCGCAAUGCAACCACAUCGUUGCCAAUUAAAUUCCAUCGCGGAGCGACAAAAACGCUGGAUACCAGCUCUAAUUUUUCCAGAAACAAGUCCAACGCGUAUACAGUGGAUUGUGGGCAUUGGCAUACCUUUGGAGGAUUUACUCUACGAAGCAAUGACGACCGGCUAUGUUUUGAAGGCUGAGUACUUUUUACCGUACACGGCACAGCAGCUCUUCACCAUUACCAGAAUGCCAUUUACGGCACGUCAAAUGCAGCCAAAGAAAUUGACAAAAUUUGAGCGCUUCUUAGCGAAAGCGGAUGAAUGGAAACGUUAUGCCACUUGGGAGCGACACCUGGCUGAUAAUCGCAAAGUGUUGUCCAGCUAUAGAUGGGCCAUUUAUAAAGCGCUUGAAGGCUUGGCGGAGCGUAUUGCACCAUCGGGACGCGCUUGUGUAUUGAAAAGCAUCUGUGAGGCUGCCGAGACGCCGUUCCAUUACCAUAACGGGCUGUUUGGAGAAUUGCUCUAUAUACUCCUGACUCCCUCGUCUUCAGUAGAUGAAUUAUCGGUACAUGCGGAUAAUGCCUAUUUUUAUGCUGAAUCGAUGGGUCGUUCUGGUGCGGAUUGCAGUUUGGUUUUUAAGGAAUGUAAAAAGUCUUUGCUGGAACAUUUUUCCAAUGUGAACACUUUUAAAGAUAUGGUGGCAAAACAGUUUGGUUGA